AUGAGUAUCUUGGCUUGGAAUUGCCGGGGUCUAGGAUCACCCCCGGCAGUUCGGAUUCUCACCGACGAGGUGAAAUCCAAAAAUCCAAUCCUAGUGUUCCUUGUGGAGACCAAAGCACGUUCUAGCAGAAUGAAGGGAUUCAUGAGGAAAUUGGAGAUGACCCAGGGAAUUGAUGUUCCUAGAGACGGCAUGAGCGGCGGGUUGGCUAUGAUUUGGAAGGAAGGCGCAGAUAUUCGGUUCAAAAGCUGCUCCAACUCGCAUAUCGACGUGGUGGUAUACGAUGAGAAGGGGCGGAAUCCAUGGAGGGCGACCGGGUUUUAUGGGCAUCCGGAUGCAAGGAAGAGGCAUAUAUCAUGGAGUUUGCUUGAAACAUUGAAGAAGCAAUGUGAUAUGCCGUGGGUGGUCUUUGGCGAUUUCAACGAGAUCACCCACCCCGAUGAAAAGCUUGGAUGGGCAGACCGUGAUGCAGAUCAAAUGAGAAAAUUUAGAGAUUGUUUGAGUGUGUGUGGCCUUAAUGAUUUGGGUUUUGUGGGAAGCAGAUUUACUUGGUGCAACGGCCGGUUUGGGGACCAACGGACCCUUGUUAGAUUGGAUCGGGUGGUGGCCAAUGAGGGCUGGCUUGCUAAUUUUUCUAAAGCGCAAGUUCACCACGUCUCAAUGGCAGCUUCGGACCAUUGCCUCUUGGCUUUGUUCUUAAGGAAAAAGGCGCCUCCAAAGAAAGUGAAAAAGAGAUUCUUCUUUGAGGCCAUGUGGAUCAGAGAUGAAAGAUGCAAGGAAGUCAUUGAAGGGGCUUGGGAUCCAUUACGGGCUGAUGUGGACAUUCAGGAGAGAAUUAAAAAUUGUCAAGGGCAGCUUAGAAGAUGGAACCACGGGGUCUAUGGGAAUGUGAAUAAGGUGCUGAAGCUGAAAUAG
This is a messenger RNA of Quercus robur (English oak), 912 nucleotides long. RefSeq lists its product as uncharacterized. The record is from RefSeq and is a predicted model, not a curated record. The transcript has a single exon. Gene Ontology annotation, molecular function: catalytic activity. Bases 1 to 912 code for a protein of 303 amino acids. NCBI's taxonomy places the organism in Eukaryota, Viridiplantae, Streptophyta, Magnoliopsida, Fagales, Fagaceae.